AUGGCCGCACAAGUUCCAGCAUCGUUGAAGAAGUUGGACAUCAGUCGAUAUGCGCUUCGAGCUGCACAGCUGGAGAAUGUCAAGCCAGCAAUAGCAUAUUGGUGCAACUACUGGAUAGCUCAGCAAAUCCUACAGAAAGAGGCACACAAUGCCGAUGAUGCAGCUCUUCAGUACACUACAGCCCUCAUGGACAGGCUCGAAAAGUUCAAGAAUGAGCAUUCCACAGACGACACCAUAACCGACGACGUUGCUGGCAAAGCCUUCGUCGAACAAUUUGGGCUCGACACGUUCAACAGAGCCGAUAAUGCCAUGCGCACAGACAAAGUAACGAAACAGACAGCUGAUACUCUUUUGGCUGCAGCUACCUUUCUGGAACUUCUCGCUAUAUGGGGACACUUGGACGCUGAGGUGACUCAAAAAAUCAAAUUCAGCAAGUAUCACGCCUUGAGAAUAUUGAAUGCAUACAAAGCUGGAGAAGAUCCGAACCUUAGCAAUCCCAAGCCAGAGCCUACAGCUGAGCAGGCAGUACCACCACUUGACCCUAGUGAUCCAGAGGUGCAAGCCUUAGAUGGGAGCACGAAGCAGAGACAGCCAUCCGUGAUAGACGCACCAGACGAAACCGAUCUGUUGCAGGCCAGACAGGCCAGGCAAUCCAACUUGGACGAAUCCUUACACCCCUCUCGAACAUCCUCUGUACCUCCACCGAAAGAGUCUCUUCACCCGAAGGGUGUCAGUGCUGGCGUUUCACCAUUAGCAAGAGAUGCAGCAAGCUUCUAUACAAAUAAUCGGGAACAUUCACCCAUAAGCCCAGAUCGACGGUCGUCUGUUGGUGGAAACUAUUUCCCACAAAUGCCGUCUCCUACGUCUUCUCAAGCACAACCAAAUCUACCACCAACUCUACCUUCGGCACCGACUGUACUGCACGACCCAGCUUCCUCGAUUGAUCUACCCUCCGCGCCAGCAGAUUUGGAUGACGAACCAAGCCUGCCUGCUGCACCAACGACUUUCGCACAAGCUCAACCACCAGCUCCAAAAACUCCGUUAGACUCUUUUCAAGCACCACCGACACCAGGUCAGGUGCCGUUCGCCUCCAUACCUACCAACCUACCUCAGGCGCCUCCACAAAUUCCACCACAUACACUACGACCUGUAUCAAGCCCUUAUUCUCCUCCUCCGCUUGCACCAUCCAAUGCACCAGCCCACACGUCCGUCUUUCAGCCACCUUCAGCGCCCUCACAACCGGCGCGUGUUCCUGUGUCGUUACCAGCAGUUGUUCCGAAUGCAGUCGUUGACGAAGAAGCAAUGAUGAUGGCUCAAAAGCAUGCUAGGUGGGCAAUAAGUGCGCUCAAUUUUGAAGACGUGUCCACCGCCAUUAAAGAAUUCGAGCUAGCUUUGCAAUCAUUGGGAGCACGAUGA
Molecule: messenger RNA, 1416 nt
Organism: Lithohypha guttulata
Lineage: Eukaryota; Fungi; Ascomycota; Eurotiomycetes; Chaetothyriales; Trichomeriaceae
Exons: 2
Coding region: 1-1416 (471 amino acids)
Biological process (GO): late endosome to vacuole transport via multivesicular body sorting pathway
Cellular component (GO): multivesicular body
Source: RefSeq, a predicted model, not a curated record